AUGAUAACCGCUACACUCCGGAAACGCCAUAAUGGAAAGCAAGUGGACAGAAGGUUGUCCAGGAAUGCUUUCCAGAUCAAGUCUUUCACAUCCCUGCGCUUCCUGUCGGAGCCCUCGGAUGCCGUCACUAUGCGCGGAGGGAACGUCCUCCUGAACUGCUCCGCGGAGUCUGACCGGGGAGUCCCCGUCAUCAAGUGGAGGAAAGACGGCAUCCACCUCGCCUUGGGAAUGGACGAAAGGAAGCAGCAACUUCCAAAUGGGUCUCUGUUGAUACAAAACAUACUUCACUCCAGGCACCAUAAGCCAGACGAGGGACUUUAUCAAUGUGAGGCGUCUUUAGCGGACGCUGGGUCAAUUGUUAGUCGGACAGCAAGAGUUGCAGUAGCAGGACCGCUGAGGUUCCUCUCCCAGACAGAAUCUAUCACUGCUUUCAUGGGCGACACAGUGUUACUCAAGUGUGAAGUCAUUGGGGAGCCGAUGCCAACCAUACACUGGCAGAAAAACCAGCAGGACCUGACUCCUGUCCCUGGUGACUCCCGGGUGGUGGUCUUGCCCUCCGGAGCCUUGCAAAUCAGUCGACUUCAACCGGGGGACAUUGGGAUCUAUCGAUGCUUAGCCCGGAAUCCAGCCAGCUCAAGGACAGGAAAUGAAGCAGAAGUCAGAAUCUUAUCAGAUCCGGGACUGCACAGGCAGCUGUAUUUUCUGCAAAGACCAUCAAAUGUAGUAGCCAUUGAAGGAAAGGAUGCUAUCUUGGAGUGCUGUGUUUCUGGCUAUCCUCCCCCAAGUUUUACCUGGCUACGAGGAGAGGAAGUCAUCCAACUCAGAUCCAAAAAGUAUUCUUUAUUGGGUGGAAGUAACUUGCUUAUCUCCAAUGUGACAGAUGAUGACAGUGGAACUUACACCUGUGUUGUCACAUAUAAAAAUGAGAAUAUUAGUGCUUCUGCAGAGCUCACAGUCUUGGUUCCGCCCUGGUUUUUAAAUCACCCUUCCAACCUCUAUGCCUAUGAAAGCAUGGAUAUUGAGUUUGAAUGCACAGUCUCUGGGAAGCCUGUGCCCACUGUGAAUUGGAUGAAGAAUGGAGAUGUGGUCAUUCCUAGUGAUUAUUUUCAGAUAGUGGGAGGAAGCAACCUGCGGAUCCUUGGGGUGGUGAAGUCGGAUGAGGGCUUUUAUCAGUGCAUGGCUGAAAAUGAAGCAGGAAACACCCAGACCAGUGCACAGCUCAUUGUCCCUAAGCCUGCCAUCCUGAGCUCCAGCGUCCUCCCAUCCGCUCCCAGAGACGUGGUCCCUGUCCUGGUCUCUAGUCGGUUUGUCCGUCUCAGCUGGCGCCCACCUGCAGAAGCAAAAGGGAACAUUCAAACUUUCACGGUCUUCUACUCCAGGGAAGGUGACAACAGGGAACGAGCAGUGAACACGUCGCAGCCCGGGUCCCUCCAGUUCACCGUGGGGAAUCUGAAGCCAGAAGCCAUGUACACCUUCCGGGUUGUGGCCUACAACCAGUGGGGGCCUGGGGAGAGCUCUCAGCCCAUCAAGGUGGCCACUCAGCCUGAGCUGCAAGUUCCAGGGCCAGUAGAAAACCUGCAAGCUGUGUCGACCUCACCUACCUCAAUUCUUAUUACCUGGGAACCCCCUGCCUAUGCAAACGGCCCAGUGCAAGGUUACAGAUUGUUCUGCACUGAAGUGUCCACAGGAAAGGAACAGAAUAUAGAGGUUGAUGGGCUAUCUUAUAAACUGGAAGGCCUGAAGAAAUUCACAGAAUAUAGUCUUCGAUUCCUAGCUUAUAAUCGCUAUGGGCCAGGAGUAUCUACUGACGAUGUGACGGUGGUUACGCUUUCUGAUGUGCCAAGUGCCCCGCCUCAGAACGUCUCCUUGGAAGUAGUUAAUUCGAGGAGUAUCAAAGUAAGCUGGCUGCCUCCUCCAUCAGGAACACAAAAUGGAUUUAUUACCGGUUAUAAAAUUCGACACAGAAAGACAACCCGCAGGGGUGAGAUGGAAACACUGGAGCCAAAUAACCUCUGGUACCUGUUCACAGGACUGGAGAAAGGAAGUCAGUACAGUUUCCAGGUGUCAGCCAUGACAGUCAAUGGCACUGGGCCACCUUCCAACUGGUUCACAGCAGAGACGCCAGAGAACGAUCUUGAUGAGUCUCAAGUUCCUGACCAGCCAAGCUCUCUUCAUGUGAGGCCCCAGACCAACUGCAUCAUCAUGAGUUGGACCCCUCCCUUAAACCCAAACAUUGUCGUGCGAGGUUACAUCAUUGGAUAUGGUGUCGGGAGCCCUUAUGCUGAGACAGUACGUGUGGACAGUAAACAGCGCUACUAUUCCAUUGAGAGGUUAGAGUCAAGUUCCCAUUAUGUCAUCUCCCUAAAAGCUUUUAACAAUGCAGGAGAAGGAGUUCCUCUUUAUGAAAGUGCUACCACCCGAUCUAUCACAGAUCCCACUGACCCAGUUGAUUAUUAUCCUUUGCUUGAUGACUUCCCCACCUCGGUCCCAGAUGUCUCCACCCCCAUGCUCCCACCAGUAGGUGUACAGGCUGUGGCUCUUACCCAUGAUGCCGUGAGGGUCAGCUGGGCAGACAACUCUGUCCCUAAGAACCAAAAAACGUCCGAAGUGCGACUUUACACUGUUCGGUGGAGGACCAGCUUUUCUGCGAACGCGAAAUACAAGUCAGAAGACACAACGUCUCUGAGUUACACAGCAACGGGCCUCAAACCAAACACAAUGUAUGAGUUCUCAGUCAUGGUCACGAAAAACAGAAGAUCCAGCACCUGGAGCAUGACUGCACACGCCACCACGUAUGAGGCAGCCCCGACCUCUGCUCCAAAGGAUUUGACAGUCAUUACUCGAGAAGGGAAGCCUCGCACUGUCAUCGUGAGCUGGCAGCCUCCUUUGGAAGCCAAUGGGAAAAUUACUGCUUACAUCUUGUUUUACACCUUGGACAAGAACAUUCCAAUUGAUGACUGGAUUAUGGAAACAAUCAGUGGUGAUCGGCUCACUCAUCAAAUCAUGGAUCUCAACCUGGACACUGUGUAUUACUUUCGAAUUCAAGCACGAAAUGCCAAAGGAGUGGGGCCUCUCUCGGAUCCCAUCCUCUUCAGGACUCUGAAAGUGGAACACCCUGACAAAAUGGCUAAUGACCAAGGUCGCCAUGGAGAUGGAAGUUAUUGGCCAGUUGAUACGAAUUUGAUUGAUAGAAGCACUCUGAAUGAACCACCCAUUGGCAAGAUGCACCCCCCACAUGGCAGCGUCACUCCUCAGAAGAACAGCAACCUGCUGGUGAUCAUCGUGGUCACCGUUGGCAUCAUCACAGUGCUCGUGGUGGUGGCGGUGGCUGUGAUUUGCACCCGGCGUUCUUCAGCCCAGCAGAGAAAGAAACGGGCCACCCACAGCGUUGGCAAAAGGAAGGGCAGCCAGAAGGACCUCCGGCCCCCGGACCUGUGGAUCCAUCACGAAGAAAUGGAGAUGAAAAACAUCGAGAAGCCGCCAGGCACCGACCCGACGGCGAGAGACUCCCCCAUCCAGAGCUGCCAAGACCUCACGCCCGUCAGCCACAGUCAGUCAGAGACGCAGCUGGGGAGCAAAAGCACCUCUCAUUCAGGUCAAGACACAGAAGAAGCAGGCAGCUCCAUGUCCACUCUGGAGAGGUCACUGGCUGCACGCCGAGCCACCCGGGCCAAGCUCAUGAUUCCCAUGGAUGCCCAGUCCAGCAAUCCUGCUGUCGUGAGCGCCAUCCCUGUGCCAACCCUAGAAAGUGCCCAGUACCCAGGAAUCCUUCCGUCACCCACGUGUGGAUACCCCCACCCACAGUUCACCCUCCGGCCUGUGCCGUUCCCAGCACUCUCAGUGGACCGUGGUUUCGGAGCAGGAAAAGCGGUGAGCGAAGGACCAACCACCCAACAGCCACCCAUGUUGCCCCCAGCACAGCCUGAGCAUCCGAGCAGUGAGGAGGCACCCAGCAGAACCAUCCCCACGGCCUGUGUUCGCCCAACUCACCCCCUCCGCAGCUUCGCCAACCCUUUGCUACCUCCGCCGAUGAGUGCAAUAGAACCGAAAGUCCCUUAUACACCACUUCUGUCUCAGUCAGGGCCUACUCUUCCCAAGACUCAUGUUAAAACAGCCUCUCUUGGGUUGGCUGGAAAGGCAAGAUCUCCUUUGCUUCCUGUAUCUGUGCCAACAGCCCCUGAAGUGUCUGAGGAGAGCCACAAACCAACAGAGGACCCAGCCAACGUGUAUGAACAGGAUGAUCUGAGUGAACAAAUGGCAAGUUUGGAAGGGCUGAUGAAGCAGCUUAACGCUAUCACAGGCUCGGCCUUUUAA
Messenger RNA from Budorcas taxicolor (takin), 4314 nucleotides. RefSeq names its product DCC netrin 1 receptor (gene DCC). Gene Ontology annotation, cellular component: membrane. The record is from RefSeq and is a predicted model, not a curated record. The transcript has 29 exons. Lineage: Eukaryota; Metazoa; Chordata; Mammalia; Artiodactyla; Bovidae. Gene Ontology annotation, molecular function: protein binding. Bases 1 to 4314 code for a protein of 1437 amino acids. Gene Ontology annotation, biological process: cell-cell adhesion.